CCGAAACUCCUCGCAACGAGUGUGAGGUGACGACUGCGCUACCGCGCGAAGAUGGAGGUUAUAAAGCCCUGUGGACUGUCCGCUCUGGUAUCAAUCUUCAUUCAAUUCGGUAUCAAUUCACAUCCACGAUACUACAGCCACAAUGACCGACACUUCCAAGAUCCAGAACACGCCUGCGGCGAACACCUCCUAUUUCACACCCGCCCAGGUUCCUCCGGCCGGAUCGGCCCUCGUCCCCCAGUCCGAUGGCAGCGAGGUUCCCACCCUUUUCCAGCCCUUGAAGAUUCGCGGCGUCGAGUUCCAGAACCGCAUCUUCCUGUCGCCGCUGUGCCAGUACUCUGCUGAGAAGGGCAACAUGACCCCGUGGCACAUGGCCCACCUCGGUGGAAUCUUCACUCGCGGAACCGGAUUGGCCAUCAUUGAGGCUACCGCCGUUGUCGAGGAGUCUGGUAUCACCCCCCAGGACGUUGGCCUCUGGAACGACGAGCAGAUGGACUAUAUGGGCAAGGUCGUCGAGUUCGCGCACUCGCAGGGCCAGAAGAUCGCCAUCCAGCUGGCGCACGCCGGACGAAAGUCCUCGUGCCUCGCCCCGUGGUUGUCCCGCGGCGACGUUGCCACAGAGGCACAGGGCGGCUGGCCCGACCGCGUGUUCGCCCCCAGCGCGAUCCCGUACGACGAGCGCCACCCUCAGCCCAAGGAGAUGAGCCUUGCCGAGAUCGAGCGUGUCAAGGCCGGUUUCGUUUCCGCCGCCAAGCGCGCCAUCGCCAUCGGCUUCGACGUGAUCGAGAUCCACAACGCGCACGGCUACCUUCUGCACUCUUUCCUUUCGCCGGCCUCCAACCAGCGUACCGACAACUAUGGUGGCAGCUUCGAGAACCGCACGCGCCUGACCUGCGAGAUCGUCGACGCCGUCCGCGCCGCAAUCCCUGAGUCCACCCCCCUGUUCCUCCGUAUCUCCGCUACCGACUGGCUCCCCGAGAGCCGCGACGCGUGGACCCUCGAGCAGACCUGCCGCCUCGCUCCUAUUCUCGCCGCUAAGGGCGUCGACCUCAUCGAUAUCUCCUCCGGUGGCCUCCACCCCGACCAGAAGAUCCCCCCUGGCCCUGGAUACCAGGUCCCGCUCGCACGCGAGGUCCGCAAGGCCGUCAACGGCAAGUGUCUCGUCUCCGCCGUCGGAACCAUCAACACCGCCAAGCUCGCGCAGCAGAUCCUCGACGACGAGUCGGCCGAUGUCAUCCUGGUCGGCCGUGGGUUCCAGAGGAACCCUGGCCUCGUGUGGCAGUGGGCUGAGGAGCUGGAGGUUGAGACUGCCGCUGCCAAGCAGAUGGGCUGGGGCUUUGGCGGCAAGGCCGGUGGAAAGAAGAGAAAGACUGGAACUGUCCCUUAGAUUAGGACAGUUCAGGUGGAGCUGUAAUGUAUAGGAUAAAUAGAUGGGAGGAUUAGACAGAUCAAAGAAUGUAUAUACAAAAAUAGAUUUUGAUCAAAACC
Tricharina praecox is the source of this 1488-nucleotide messenger RNA. Its product is annotated as FMN-linked oxidoreductase. The transcript has 3 exons. Lineage: Eukaryota; Fungi; Ascomycota; Pezizomycetes; Pezizales; Pyronemataceae. Gene Ontology annotation, cellular component: intracellular anatomical structure. The coding region runs from base 143 to 1387 and encodes 414 amino acids. The record is from RefSeq and is a predicted model, not a curated record. Gene Ontology annotation, molecular function: NADPH dehydrogenase activity; NADP binding; FMN binding.